Tetranychus urticae (two-spotted spider mite) is the source of this 2614-nucleotide messenger RNA. RefSeq lists its product as uncharacterized. Gene Ontology annotation, molecular function: protein binding. NCBI's taxonomy places the organism in Eukaryota, Metazoa, Arthropoda, Arachnida, Trombidiformes, Tetranychidae. The record is from RefSeq and is a predicted model, not a curated record.
UUAUAGAUUUUAAAAGUUCAUAAUUGCCUGCUAAGUAUGAGCCAACAUUUAAUUCAACUAUAUCGAUUUUUUUCGACUGGUUCUUCACCAAAUUUAGAAGCUAUGAAUUUCUUAAACUCUGGAUCAUUGAUGUUAUUAGUUGGUGGUUGUUUACUUUCAUUUUGCUGGGAAUAAUUGAUGUUGUUGACAUAUUGUAAUCUACAUCACUGUAUUUAAGCUCAGCUUCAGGUUUGGAUUUAACAACAAGUAUGAUCGUUUCAAUAUUUGCAUCCAAUUGUUUAGUUGACUGUACAUCACCAAAUGAAAAGAAGGAGGUUGGAGUUUCAUCAUCAUCGUUUGAUUUUAAAGCGGAAGCUUUUUAAGGUCGCUUUGAAGGAGGUAUAUCAGUUUUUGGCCGUGAAAUUGAGUGAGGAAUAAGUGAAGCAACAGAUAUUCAUACAUAUGAUAAUCGACUCGGAUUAGUUACACUGUCAACAAAUGUUAACCUUGAAUUAAUACUUCUGUCUAGUAAAUUACAGUCUAGGAUAGUUUAGAAACUCUUUUAAAUAGAAUGGAGCCGGUUUUCUGAUUAUUAUGAAAUCAAGAACAUCUUCUGGAAAUUGUUCACCAUUAAAUCCAGCAACAGAUUUACUUCCCCUUUUAACCUUUCCCUUUGAAUAGAGAACAUCUUCAACUCUUUAAAAUCCAACAUAUAGAAUCCUUUCCCUCAUUCAUUAAUCUAAUUUUCUGUCGAUGUAGAAUCCAAGAUUUUUCUAGCAAAUGAAACGUAAUACUUUUUAGUUAUCGACCUUUCCAGUUUUGAAUAAAUGUCUACAUAUAUUUUUCAAUUCGCCAAUAUCUUCUCUUGUUGAGUGUAAGUGCAGUCAAACCUCUAAAAAUUAGACUCUCUUAAAUUGAGACGUUACCAAGCAACAUAGACGCAGCACCGCUAAUUGAAUAUAAGGAUAAACUAAAAAUGAAUUAAAAAUUACAUAUAAUGACCGAUGCUGAGCACAAUUGAUUUCAGAGACUAAGAAAUUAUCAUUAGUUUAAUAAAAACUUAAAUUUAAUCAUACAUUAUGUAUUAUGAACGUUUCUCGAAGUCCAAAUCUAUUUUCAGAGUUGAUGCUUUAUAAAUAGCCUCAAAGCUAUCCCCACGAAGUCUCAUUUUGUGAGGUUUGACUGUAUUGUGAAAAGUUAUUAAACGCUUUAUCUAUAUUAUUUAGGCAUAAGCAUUAGUUUGUUUUAUAAUGUUUAUCAAUGAACUUCCAGAUGAAUGUUUGCUCAUCAUUUUUGGCUCAAUAAAUGAAUUGGAUGAUUUAGUAAGCUGCUAUAAAGUAUGCAGCAAAUGGAGCCAUUUAAUUGCGGAGCGAACUAGAAAAGUUAAAUAUUUGUUUGAACAUUACGAGUGCUGGAAUGGUGAAACCUCUCCAAAUUAUGCGUUGGAUCAUGUUUAUUAUUGCAAACAGGAACAGAUUGAUGCAACUUGUCUGAGCACAUUUUUUCCAAAUUUAAUUAUCGCCGAUUUUUCUGGAUUCCUUGCAAAAGUAAAAUAUGAAACUAUCGUAACAUUGGCCAAAAGGAUGAAAUCUUUAAAAGGAGUGAGUAAUCAUUACCAUUAUGACAGAUAUGAAUCGAUUUUCCAAUAUUGUGAUGGACUCCAAAUGGUAUCAAACUAUGACAUUGAGCCAUGGAUAAGAGAGAAUGGUGCCAACAUUAAACAAUUGCACCUUUACAGUUCUAAAUUGGAUAGAUUCAAGGAAGAUGCACAUUGUUUUCCAAAUCUUGAAAGGUUACAUAUUUUUAAUACUGAAGGCUCGCCAGAUGGUCCUUACGAUGGUCCCGUAUUAGGAAGACUUAAAAUAGUUGAAUUGGAGUUACCUUCUGAUACAACCAGACGAAUUUAUUAUGGUUUUCAGUUCAUGGAUUCAUGUCCAAAUUUGCAAAGUGCUCAUAUUAGUUUGCAGUCUUGUCGCCUUUUUGUUGAUGAAUCAUUAACGCACAAAUCUUUGCAAGAUUUAGUUAUAACAUUUUAUAAUUCAGUUUAUGAUGGUAUUUUCGACUGGGACGAAUUGAAAAGAUUGUUCAUGAAAUAUCCAAAUCUUAAACAUCUUGCACUGUGCGACAACAGGAAACUGAGAGAUUGGCAUAUCGAGCGAUUGGUUCGCAUUUUACCCAAUUUAGUGUUAUUUGCUGUUCGUGGAUGCCCAAGAGUCACUCAGGCGGCUGCUAAUUAUGUUCAAGACUAUAAUAAACUUUAUGGACGAUCAAUCAAGUUUUACUUUAAAGAUAACUACCAUGAAAUUCAAUCAGAUUGGCCUCAGUUAUCAACUAGAGGUGAAAAAAUCAGCCAAGGUUUUGAUUUCAUGAAACAUUGCUUUCUUAAAGAUUUUGACAACCUUUCUGCUUUCUUGAUCACUAGCGAUAACUAAACAACAAAAAUGCACAGUAAAGCUCAUUUUUUAAUCGGCCAAUUCUGGUUAAUUGUAUCGUUUUCUAACUUUUAUUAUAUAAUUGCAGUUUGUUCCGUUAACUGUUUUUCGUAAAUACACGAACAACAGUUUUAUUACAAUAUGUAUAAUUGAUAACGAAAACUAUCUCAUUCUUGUAUUUGUCUCAAAGCUACUCAUCACCA